Molecule: messenger RNA, 8603 nt
Organism: Brienomyrus brachyistius
Lineage: Eukaryota; Metazoa; Chordata; Actinopteri; Osteoglossiformes; Mormyridae
Gene: dcc
Product: DCC netrin 1 receptor
Exons: 32
Coding region: 305-4645 (1446 amino acids)
Biological process (GO): cell-cell adhesion
Cellular component (GO): membrane
Molecular function (GO): protein binding
Source: RefSeq, a predicted model, not a curated record
UGGUGGACAGCUCCCGUAACAAGUGAACGUCGCGGGUCGCUCGCGAAGUCCGUUUGACGUUAUCUUACCGCUGAACGUCGGUAAUAUUUAAAAGAUGGAUAUUCGGCGUAUUUCCAAAGUUGGCUUGUAAACCACAAAGUGCACAGCUACUUUUAUCAUUGUCCGCCGAGUUUGAGAUUUUUUCCCUUUUUUAUUAUUUGGAGUCGACUUUGGUCUGCUCAGCGCCCAUGAAUUGAAUUUACCUCACUGUACUGAAGAAGGAUCUGGCUGAUUGUCGGACGGAGACUCUCAGAUAGCCGUAAACAUGGAGAAUAUAGUUGGAUUAAUUUGGCUGCGAAGACUUCUGCUCUUCUGCGUGUGGUUUUCCUUUCUCAGCUUUGACGGUAAAUCCUACGGCUCGGUGGCACCGCGGGGCUUCGCGGACCUGCGCUUUGUGCUGGAGCCUGCUGACACCGCCGUGGCCCGGGGAGGGCUGCUGCAGCUGGACUGUCAGGCUCGCUCGGCCCAAGGAGUGCCCCUAGUGGCUUGGAGGAAGGACGGCGUGCUGCUGAGCGCGCUGGUGGACGAGCGGAGGCAGCAGCUGGCCAACGGAUCGCUGGUGGUCCGUGAUGUGGUCCACUCGCGUCACCACCAGCCCGAUCAGGGUGGGUACCAGUGCCUGGCGUCGCUGGAGGGCGUCGGGGCCAUAGUCAGCCGCAUCGCAAAGGUCACAGUCACAGGGCCUCUGCGGGUGGCGGUCGCCAUGGCGUCGGUGACUGCGUAUGUGGGCGACACAGCACUGCUGCGCUGCGAGAUGCUGGGUGAGCCGGCUCCAGUAGUGCGCUGGCAGAAGGACCGGCGAGACGUGCCGCUGGACCCCGGGGGCCGCAUGGUGGCCCUGCCUUCCGGCACGCUGCAGUUUCGCGGUGUCCGUCCCUCCGAUGCUGCUGCCUACCGCUGCCUGGCCCAGACCCCUGGAGAUGCCCGCACAGGCACAGACACCACGCUGAGAGUCAUUCCAGAGCCCGGUGUGCCUCGCGCUGUCGGCUUCUUGCAGCGACCCACCGAAUCCAUAGUCCUGGAGGGCAGCGAUGCAGUUCUGGAAUGUUCUGCCUCUGGCUUCCCUACGCCAGCCUUCCUCUGGACUAGGACUGACAGCCCAAUUGACACCAGGUCGGAGCGGUACUCCCUGCUGGGAGGGAGCAACCUAUUGAUCCGGAGUGUCCGCGCAGAAGAUUCCGGUUCCUACAGCUGCAUGGCCCACAACGAGAACCAGAACAUCAGCGCAUCGUGCGACCUUUCGGUGCUGGUGCCACCGCGCUUCCUCACUGCCCCCGCCAAUCUGUACGCCUACGAGACGAUGGACAUCGAAAUGCAGUGCGAUGUGAUGGGGAGCCCGGCGCCCACCGUGCGAUGGGCCAAGAACGGGGAGAUGGUGGUGCCCAGUGACUACUUCAAGAUCGUUGGUGGGGGCAACUUACAGAUCCUCGGUCUGGUGAAGUCGGACGAGGGAUUUUACCAAUGCAUGGCAGAGAAUGCAGCGGGGAACAUCCAGGCCGCUGCUCAGCUUAUCCUUCUGGAGCCAGUUGUCCCGAGCUCCAGCGCCCUCCCCUCCGCUCCCUGUGACCUGGCCCCUGUCCUAGUGUCUAGCCGCUCCAUUCGGCUCAGCUGGCGCCCCCCAGUGGAGACUCAUGGGAAUAUCCAGACUUACACCGUCUACUACUCAGAGGAGGGUGUGAACAGGGAGCGAUCGGUAAACACCUCACAGGCCUGGCUGCAGGUCACCUUGGAUGGCCUGAAGCCUGAGCAGGCAUACGUUUUCAGGGUGGUUGCUUACAACGGCCAGGGCCCGGGGGCCAGCUCCCCACCUGUCACUGUCACUACGAAACCAUACGCACAAGUUCCGGGGCCUGUGGAGAAUGCCUGGUCUGAGGCCCUGUCCUCCACCUCCGCCCAGGCCUCUUGGGAAGCCCCAGCGUUCACUGAGAGCCCAGUGCUUGGCUACAAGGUUUUCUGGACCGAGACUGGCACAGGCAAGGAGCAGAGCGCGGAGGUGGCCAGCCGGAGCUACCGGAUCGGCGACCUGAGAAAGUUUACGGAGUACGCGAUCCGCAUCCUGGCCUACAACCAUCACGGCCUGGGAGAGUCUGCCGGGGAUCUGAUGGUGACCACGAUGUCUGAUGUGCCAAGCUCUGCUCCACAAAAUGUCUCCUUAGAGGUCGUGAACUCCAGAAGCAUCAAAAUGAACUGGUUGCCACCUCAGGCAGAGUCCCAGAACGGCUUCAUCACUGGCUACAGCAUCCGCCACAGGAAGAUAGGUCGCCGUGGUGACCAAGAGACUAUCGAGCCCAAUAAUCUCUGGUACCUGUUUACAGGACUAGAUAGGUCCAGCCAGUACAGUUUCCAGGUGUCGGCCAUGACAGUCAAUGGGUCAGGGCCACCCAGCGAGUGGCAUACGGCUGAAACACCGGAAAACGACCUGGACGAGUCCCAGGUUCCGGACCAGCCCAGCUCGUUGCAUGUACGUCCCCUAGCAACCAGCAUCAUCAUGAGCUGGACUCCGCCCCUUAGCCACAGCAUCGUGGUUCGGGGUUACAUCAUUGGCUAUGGAGUAGGCAGCCCAUACGCUGAGACUGUGCGGGUGGACAGCAAGCAGCGCUAUUACUCCAUCGACAACCUGGAGCCCAGCUCCCACUAUGUCAUCUCACUCAAGUCCUUCAACAACGCAGGGGAAGGCGUCCCCCUCUACGAGAGCGCCGUCACACGGGCUGCCACAGAUCCCUCUGACCCGUCGGACGAGGACCUGUUCCACCUGUUUGACUCGUUCCCCACUCCCGUCCCAGAAUCCUCCACUCCCAUGAUCCCUCCGGUAGGUGUGCAGGCUGUGCCACUGACCUCAGACUCAGUGCGCGUCAGCUGGGCCGACAACUCUGUGUCCAAGCACCAGAAGUCCAGCGAGCAGUGCUUCUACACAGUGAAGUGGAUGGCCAGCCAUUCCACCAGCGGAAAAUACAAGACCACAGAUACGACUGCCCUUAGUCACACUAUCUCGGGACUGAAGCCCAACACGAUGUACGAGUUUGCCGUCAUGGUAACGAAAGGUCGAAAGUCUAGCACAUGGAGUAUGACUGCACACGCCACCACCUAUGAAACAGCACCCAGCUCCGCCCCCAAGGACCUGACAGUCAUCAGUCGUGAGGGGAAGCCUCGGGCUGUGCUAAUCAGCUGGCAGCCUCCCACAGAGGCCAAUGGCAAGAUCACAGGGUACAUCCUGUUCUACACGCUGGACCGAAACGCGCCCAUCGACGCCUGGCUGAUGGAGCCCAUUGGCUCGGACCGCCUCACCCACCAGGUGUCUGAGCUGAGCCCGGACACAGUGUACUACUUCCGGAUCCAGGCCAAGAAUAGCCGUGGCGUGGGCCCCCUGUCUGACCCGGUCCUCUUCCGGACCCCCCGAGUAGAGCAUCCAGACAAAAUGGCCAAUGACCAAGGUCGCCACGGUGACAGCAGCUACUGGCCGUCUGACACCCAUCUGAUUGACAGCAGCAGUCUGAACGACUCCCCCAUUGGACACAUGCAUCCGCCCCAGAAAAAUGGCAGCUUGCUGGUGGUGGUGGUGGUGUCAGUGGGCGCAGUGGCCAUUGUUGUCGUCAUCAUUGUGGCCUUCAUUUGCACUCGACGCUCUUCUGCCCAGCAAAGAAAGAAGCGGGCGUCCCACGGUGUGGGGAAGAGGAAAGGCAGCCAGAGGGACUUACGCCCCCCUGACCUCUGGAUCCAUCACGAGGAGAUGGAGCUAAAGAGUAUGGAGAAGCCCUCAGGUCCCGCCCCCUCGGCGUGUGAUUCGCCCAUGCAAAGUCGCCAGGAAAUCCCACCUGUCAGCCACAGCCUAUCAGAGAGCCAGAUGGGAAGCAAGAGUAGCCACUCAGGAGCAGAUGGAGAUGAAGCUUCGAGCAGCAUGGCCACUUUAGAGCGCCCCCUGGCAAACCGGAGGGCUACCCGCACCAAGCUGAUGAUGCCCAUGGAGUCCCAGCCCAGCAACCCCACUGUUGUCAGUGCCAUCCCAGUGCCAACUCUGGAGAGUGCCCAGUACCCCGGGGUCUUGCCAUCACCUUCCUGUGGCUACCCUCACCCACCGCUGUCCCUGAGACCAAUGCCCUUCCCUUCUCUCACCGUGGAGCGAGGCUACACGCCAGCGAUGGCAGUCGAGGGCCCUGCCCCCCCCACCCCGCACGUCCAGCUCACCCAGCAGCCGACGGUCAUCACCAACUCGCCCCCUGAGCGAGGGGCCGGAGAGGAAAACGCCAGUCGCAGCAUUCCCACCGCCUGCGUGCGACCCACCCACCCCCUACGCAGUUUCGCCGGCACGCCCCUCAUGCCCCCUACCAGUGAACUCGAACCCAGAGUUCAUUAUUUGCCACUGCUGAGCUAUCCCUCUGCCAGUCUGCCCAAAGCACAGGUGAAGACAGCGUCUCUGGGGCAAGCUGGAAAAGCAAGGUCCCCCCUUCUGCCUGUGUCUGUGCCCACCGCUCCGGAGGUGGUUGAGGAGGGGCAAAAACCACCAGAGGACCCGGCCAGUGUGUACGAGCAAGACGACUUGAGCGAGCAAAUGGCAAGUCUGGAAGGACUGAUGAAGCAGCUGAAUGCCAUCACCGGCUCUGCUUUCUAACCUGGGCUGGCCGGGCAGGCCUCUGGGUCAGGGCCACCCAUGACCCUCGUAACCCCUGUGACUCUGUGACCCUUGAGUAUAUAGGGGACAUUGGCCCAGUGUCACUAUCCCAGGAACAGUUCUGAAGGUGCCUGGACCCAACCCAAGCAACCGUGUCAACUGGACUUACUUCCACCUCAACACUAUUUAUUUGUGUCACCCCAGGGCGCACAGGGGUGUCGGGCACCUCCGGCUCCUGUCCACACUGCUGCUCUGAAUGCUACUUGGAGCCCCAUGAUUGGAGUGCUGACUGAUCACCUCUCACAGAAGCUCAACCCAUCAUUUCUGACCACAUCUGCUAAACCGUUCUGAAACAAGCCCACUGCUCCCCCAGCUUAAAACAAACAUGGCCGUAACCGCCGAGGGGCCAAGGGCUGGUUCUGUCUGUAUGGGUCUGAUCCGGCUUUCAUUCACCUCAAGCAGCAGCAUCGUCUCGGCCCGAAUGGGCCUCAUCCAGCAGGGCCCGAGGGAAGGACCUGAUGUAAGACAAGCAUCACCCUCGCUGGAUUUUGAGUGGAGAAAAAAAGGCGUUUUGAUUUGCAGUGUCCAGGCAGUAAAGGAGAUGUUUGCAGACCUUGUCAGGGGGACAGGCUGAGGCAUAGCUCAGUGUGGGCCUUUGGUCUGACGCGUGUCAUUCUCCGUGAGGAUCACUCAUGUGCGGUGACAUGGGGCUGCCUGUCUGCCGUGUCUGGCCGAUGGUGAACCUACAGCAGUACAGCUGAAAUGAACAGUGGCCAAAAUAGACCAUUAUUUUCUUUUAUUGUUAUGUGACAUACAUGAUGACCUCCUCGCAUUAAAGUAACAGUAAUUCCAAUAGGUUCUCGCUGCAGGUGCACAAGAUAUAUAUAUAUAUAUAAGCAAUUAUUUUGUUUUCUUGUGGGAAAAAAACGUGAAAUAACGGUGACCCUCAACCUUUACAUUCAAGCAACAUUACAGUAUUGUCUCCUGUACUGCAUGGAGAUCCCCGAAGGUUCUCUGUCAGAUCUAUCCCUGUCCACUGGGCUUAAAUCCAUGUAGGAAGACACAUCCAAUCUUUGUAGAUGACUUGUUCCCUCAUUGGCAUUUCAUCACCAUUAUUGUGUGAAACAAUUACAGGAAAAUGACAUGGGGGACUUUUUCGGCGUAUUACCCUACACUGUUAAAGGUUAUCUGGUUCUCUGGUACUCUGACGUGUGCCCUGUUCGGUAGAGGUUCAUUUUUGCGGUGGCAUGGAGAUGAUAAAUGUUUACGCCAAAGUUGUGCCAUAACAAUUGCUUCUGAUAUCAUGGACCCUGCCUUUUGUACAGAGCUGAAUAGUGCCUGGAUGUAUGAAGGACAGGUACAGUACUGGGCCUUUUAAUAAUUUAACUGAUAAGUGUGUUGCAUUUUAAUACAUAAAUUCUUCCCUUGGAGUGGCAAUACAGUGUUAGCAGCUGUCCCCCCUCCCCCCCCCCAUGUACAUUUUAAUUAAAACGUACUGUACAUUUUUUUCCACAUUUCAUAAAUUCAUUAUUCAAUGCCCUUAUUUUAAGAUCGGCUUUUGUUUGCUAAUCAGAUCAAAGCUGCUAAUCAAAUAAUCCAAUUUGACUUCUGCCCUUUUACUAGAAUUCGAUGUUUACAGAAGGCGUUUCAUCUUACGUGUCUUUCUGCGAGGGUCUAACAGCUUAAUCCUUCAUGGAAUCGGCACCUUCCAGGAACUCACAGGUUUCCUUAAACACUGUGUCAUGUGUCUUUGUGGUUCCACUGAGGCCCGAGUCCACUGAAAGGGCCGAGCAGUGAGGAGAAAACUUACAAUACAAUAACGUUCAGUUAUGCUUUACAUUAACUACACCUUCAUAAUGCCUUUAUAAUGCAUUUCUAUAACAUUCAUAAGUAGCAUGUACAUAUACCUUAACUUUAACAGCUUUAAUAUGCAUUAAUAACAAAUAUUAUAUAUGAUUAUAAUGUUUGUUAUUAAUGUAUAUCACAGCUGGAACAUCUUGUUCAUUAGAAGUAUUAUGAAUGGAGACCAUGAGAACUUAAGGUAUCCCUGCUUGCUGCUUUUGAAUGCUAUGCAAAUGCAUUUUGAUGUCCAAUGGCUAUUCUAUGAAUGCAUAGUAAAUGCAUUCUGAAGGUGCAACUAAUAUAAAACAUUACCUAAUGUCCUGUAUCCAUUUGGGCUUCACACCUGUGUAGAGUUGAUACUCAUGUCUCUGCUAUAUCUCUACUUGUUAUGACUGUCCAUCACUGUUGGACACUGCCAAAUAUAGAUCAGAUUACUCUCAGGCUCUGUCCCCUUUCUGUUGUACUGUCACGUUACUAAGACCCACAUCAACAUUAGCGCAACUUUGGUUCUAGAAACGAUCAGAUUAACGAUCAGCUGGGAAGCAAGAGAAAUCAACUUAGAGAAAAAUAGAGGUUGUUCAGAAUUAUUUUAGAACGAUUUUCAAAUAUGGGAUUUUAGGAUUGUGGUGCAAUUAAGGUAGUAGUAUUCCGCACAUAAUUGCUCACUAUUUUGUUAUAUAUACUUGGCUAGCUAGCCAUCAUGUUAGGCUAUGGAGUACCAUCUAAACGGUGAUGCCAUCACCCAAAAUGAUGGGCAUUCAUAAACAUAGCCCUUGAUGGGAGGUAGGAAUUGCAAUGCCCAGGCAGAAGUAGUGUUUUCUGAAAUCUAAACUACACCCAAGGCCCUUCAUGACUGCUGAAAUGCUAACAACGAUGUCUGUCCUGUGUGCCCAUAACAACGUGUGCCAAAAGUAUGCAGAUGAUUGAUUAAGUAAACAGGAGAUACGCAUUUGCCUUGCCGUCACUGUUACGGGAAGAAACACAGAGUAGCAAACACUGCCUUUUUCUUUUGAGGUUGUAGUCCUGGAAACGAUGCUUCAAGUUGGAAGCACACAGCCCCACUUAAGUCAUUCAUGUUGCUUUCACGCUUUUAGUCUUGCAGAAUAUUCUUGCUGUAUAUUUCAUUUCAGCUCAGGAAAGGUGAGCUUCCCCCAUUUCGUAAUAUCCACCAGACCUAAGUGAGUGGCUUGUAUGCCUUCUACAAAGUAGUGUUUUCCUGUCUAUACCAACACUGCAUACAAAUGCACUUCGCAUUAAUGUGACAGAUUGCUGGUGUGCACGAGACAGCGCAUCUCACUGCCAGCAGGGGGAGUCAGACAAGAAGAUCAGCUUCUUAAGGGAUGCUGAUCAUCAAUGGAGCAUCACCACUAGUGCUUAUUAUUAACUUAUAAGUGCAAUGCUGUAUCCCUGUGCUUAUUGUAUACUGUAUUUUGCAUACUGUAUCAAAAGGAAAACAACCUCAAAACUAUAUAUUUCAAACAAACGUACACAACAAACGCGCAGCCAUUUAUCAAAGAACAUUCAAAUGAAGAUAAAACUGUGGACAAAGUCAGUCUGAGCCCAUAUUCCAGCUCUCGCUGUUGAGCAUGUGCACAUGGUGAGAGCCAACCAGAGCCCAGCAGAGGAGUAACUAGUGACAUCACAGAGCAUCGCUCCGAUUGGUGGGCAGGACUCACCAGCAGCCAAUAAGAUCAGAUUAUUGACAAAACCUCUGGAUACCCUCUUCAGAAUUCCCAACAAAAGCUUGUCUGGGCUUUGAUGCGACAGAACGACAUUUCAGAAACCAGCAGUGUGGGGAAAGACCUAAGGAAACAUUUUGAACAUAUGAAAUUAUUCUUAAAUUGUCAAGUUCUAGCAUUGUUGAGAAAAUUAGAUUAGUCCUUACAAUAUUUAAGUGUACAUUUUGUGUUCUUCUGAGGAGUGAAAAAGAGAAAUACUGUAAAAAGGUAAAAAAAAAAAAAAAAAAAAGGAAAAAAAGCACUGGCUGUUUCUACACAAUCUUGUAUACAACUGCUGGUUUUGUAAUGCCCUGUAGAACAGCCCAGCCCUGUUCCUUUUUAUGUGAGUUUGAUUUCCAUGGUGCAUCUUUUUGAUAAAUAAAGUUUUUGAUACAAAA